Alternaria incomplexa is the source of this 375-nucleotide messenger RNA. RefSeq lists its product as uncharacterized. The transcript is spliced from 5 exons. The record is from RefSeq and is a predicted model, not a curated record. Gene Ontology annotation, biological process: protein folding; chaperone-mediated protein complex assembly. Bases 1 to 375 code for a protein of 124 amino acids. Lineage: Eukaryota; Fungi; Ascomycota; Dothideomycetes; Pleosporales; Pleosporaceae. Gene Ontology annotation, molecular function: protein-folding chaperone binding. Gene Ontology annotation, cellular component: prefoldin complex; cytoplasm.
AUGGCAGACGUGCAAAAGAAGCUGCAGGCGCUGUCUGACAGCUACCAAGGCCUCCAGGCUGAGCUCGGAACUGCAGUAGAGGCUCGCCAGAAGCUCGAAUCGCAACAACAGGAGAAUAGUACCGUCAAAAAGGAGUUUGACAUCCUCGACGACGAUGCAAACAUCUAUAAACAAAUUGGCCCAGUACUGCUGAAGCAGGACAAGACGGAGGCAGUCAUGUCGGUCAACGGUCGUCUCGAGUUCAUCGACAAACAGAUCAAGGAUAUCGAGAAACAGAUACAGGGUAUACAGGACAAGAGUGAGAAGAUCAAGGGCGAGAUUAUACAAAUCCAGUCGGCAGCACAGCAAUCACAGCAAGCAGCGGCAUCAUCAUGA